GUUAACGGGGGCGGGGAGGGAUGCACAAGCCAAGGGGCUGGCUGCGCUCUGCUGACUGAGCCGGGCAGCGCAUUCCGCAGCGGACGCGCCGGGCGCUGCACGGGUGGAGGCGAGGAGCAGAAUCUGGAAGAAAUAUGAACAAAAUGAACUGUAUCCUGUUCACUGUCUUCAUUGUUCUGAUUGCUUAUUGCAAUUCUGGAUAUGCUCUGAGGUGUUACACUUGUGCAAAUAGUCCUUCGCUGUGUUCAACCAAUGCUACCUGCACCCAUGGAGAUGAUACUUGCUUACAGAUCAAGCUUCAUAAUUUGAAAACCUAUACCUGCUGGAAACACGCCCGAUGCAACAUGAAUGAGAUUGCUGAUGAUUUUGGUGUUGACAACUUUCAUUUCUUCUGCUGCCAAAAGGACUUUUGCAACAAGGGUCCAGCCACAGUGGUUAGUAAAACAGCCUUCAGCAUUGUGACUGUGAUGACCAUGAUCUGGAUACUCUUUUAAUCUCGAAACAAAAAGAAAUAUUUUUCUGUUUGUAUUGCUAAAUAUUUUCCUAGAUCUCUACCAAUAGUGUGGUGAAGUAUUUUGUCCUCUGAUUUAUAAAUCAUGAUUCACAAAAUGUUCUCUAUUGGAUAAAUUACUAUCCAGAGCUCUCUGGAAAGAGAGGCAUAUUGUGUAUCAGUCAGAAAGAACAUUUUGUGUUGCCUCAGUUGGAGGAAAAUGUCAUCUUUUAGAAAAAUCUGUAUAUAAGGGGGAGGAAUGGGAAAAUACAUAUUAAUUGCUAAAAAUUGUAAUUUCUCAACGCUCUAUGAAUUUGCAGUUAUGUUUUUCUCUCUUGUUCAAUAUGUUUUAUUAGCCUUCAGUGAAUCCAUAUUAUCCAGUGAAUUCUCCUGCUGUUUCAAAAUACAAUUUAUGAUCUUAUUAACAUAGCUGAAAUCCUAGUUCUUGUUGAAAUAUGAUUAGCUGUGAUUGGAAAUAAAUUAUGUAGCCACUGAAAUUGCAUUAUUUUGGGGAAAAUAUUUUGAGUGUGUUACAACUGAAAAUUAAAUUGAGGUGCAUUUGAAGUACAUGAGGAAUGCCUUGCCUCUCUGUAGAGUUCUAUGAACAUGUAGGUACAUGUAUGUGCUGCUUCAACAUCUUGUGUAAAUUUUAUCUUUUGCUCAUGGUGGCUUUCACAACAAAAAUUUAAGCUGAACAGCUUCUUUGCACAGCAGUCAACUUUGUAUAUUCAGAGUUGUGUGAAAUCUUUUGGCUUCAACCUGAUAUUUUUGUCUGAAAAACAGUUAAGAGUUUAAAAGCAGAAUUUUCAGUUUGGAUAUGCUUUAUAUAUUUUCUGCUUGAAAACAGAUUCAGCAAAUGCAACUAACUCUUCCAGCUUCUAAAUGUGGAUGUUCCAGAAAGACUUGUAGAACUUUUGUGCAACAUUUAUAACUGCCAAUAUUUUAUUAUUGCUGCUAAUAAACAUGUAUUGAAUGAAAAAUGCGCAUUCUAUAUAUAGAAAGAUAGCUUUUGACACAGCCUUCAUCUUGCUGCCAGUUGUACUGUCUUACUAAGUGAUGGGCAUAGGUGUAGGUGCUUUUACUAUAUUUGGUGGCCCUGCUUUUAAUUUGUACUCUGUAAUAUCAAAUCUUCUUCUGCUUCCUUAGGGGUAUACUACCUACUUGCUGCAGGGAAGGGGGUCAGUUACCAAAGAUAUUUUUAUUUCUGAGAUGCAUGGUCUGUGGUAACCAGAGUCUCCUAUGAUGAUUGGUCUUGUACACUGCUGCUUUGCUGCCAUAGCUAGGGCCAGAUGAAGAUACCGUAUCAUUCUAUAUAGAACAUAUGACUGUUUGAUUUUAGUUUCAUUUGGCCAAAAUGAUUCAAGCUAUUAUGAUAGUCUGGUAUUUAUCUGAUCACUCUGAACAUGAGUGGUGACCGUGGUUUUUCAUUAAUAAAAAAGGACAAAAAUAAACAAAA
Molecule: messenger RNA, 1946 nt
Organism: Pelodiscus sinensis (Chinese soft-shelled turtle)
Lineage: Eukaryota; Metazoa; Chordata; Testudines; Trionychidae
Product: CD59 glycoprotein-like
Source: RefSeq, a predicted model, not a curated record